This is a messenger RNA of Cuscuta epithymum, 1331 nucleotides long. The record is from the annotation of a GenBank genome assembly. NCBI's taxonomy places the organism in Eukaryota, Viridiplantae, Streptophyta, Magnoliopsida, Solanales, Convolvulaceae.
GACCCUAUAAAUACGACUAAUCUGCUUAUGCUUUUAAAUACAAGAAAAUCAUUCUCAAAUACUCCUAUUCCUUUCUACAUACAAUCUCUGUAUAUCGUAGCCAUGGCAGCCAAUGGUAGCGAUCGGAAUUUGAUCGUCAGCUUCGGUGAGAUGCUGAUCGACUUCGUGCCGACGGCUUCCGGCGUAUCGCUCGCAGAGGCGCCCGGUUUUUUGAAGGCUCCAGGCGGCGCCCCGGCCAACGUCGCCAUCGCGGUCGCGAGGCUUGGCGGGAAAGCCGCAUUCCUCGGAAAACUCGGAGACGACGAGUUCGGUCACAUGCUCGCCGGGAUUCUGAAGGAGAACGCCGUCCGCGCCGAUGGGAUCAACUUCGACAAGGGCGCGAGAACGGCCCUGGCAUUCGUGACCCUACGCGCCGAUGGAGAGCGCGAGUUCAUGUUUUAUCGGAAUCCCAGCGCCGACAUGCUGCUAACCCCCGAUGAGUUGAAUCUCGAGCUCAUUAGAUCUGCGAAGGUAUUCCACUACGGAUCAAUAAGCUUGAUAGUGGAGCCAUGCAGAUCAGCACAUUUGAAGGCAAUGGAAGUAGCAAGAAAUGCAGGGGCUUUGCUCUCAUAUGACCCAAACCUAAGGCUACCAUUGUGGCCAUCGGCCGAGGAGGCACGCACCCAGAUCAUGAGCAUAUGGGAGAAGGCAGACGUGAUCAAGGUCAGUGAUAACGAGCUUGAAUUCCUCACUGGAAGCGACAAGAUUGACGACGAGUCUGCUUUGUCCUUGUGGCAUCCCAAUCUCAAGCUCCUCCUAGUCACCCUUGGCGAGAAGGGUUGCAGAUAUUAUACCAAGAACUUCCGGGGAUCCGUGGGAGGAUUUCAUGUCAAGACAGUCGACACAACCGGAGCGGGUGAUUCAUUUGUGGGUGCCCUUUUGUGCAAGAUCGUCGAUGACCACUCCAUCAUUGAGGAUGAAUCAAGACUGAAGGAAGUACUUCGUUUUGCAUGUGCGUGUGGAGCAAUCACAACCACCAAAAAAGGAGCAAUCCCUGCCCUUCCUACCAAAGCUGAGGCCCUAGCUAUUUGCUGAGCAAGCUUUUUGAGUAGAUUUCAUUGCCUGUUGCCAUUUCCAUUCAUUUUCUUUAUCAGCUCUAGUUUUUAUUUUUACUUAGUUUCAUCUUUUUCCUUUCAAGUUUGGGAUUCUUUUACAUCGCUUGUAAUCAUGGAUGAUGGCAAAUUCCUAAUAAACUUAAGUUCUUUGUAGUUUGCUGUGCUAGUUCACCCUCGGGCUUAACGUCUCUCAUUUUAGUGUCACCGGCCGUUUUGUGUAAUUGGAAAUGACAUGAG